CUGCGGUUAUUAGUUAUUGAGUUUCUUCCUAACUGCAAUAUCCCCCUGCUUCUUUUCUUUCUUUUAUUUUUCAUGAGUCUCCUACUCCGGAAUUGGGCUACAAGAGAGGCGAGAGUUUAGUAUCAAAUUGGAUAUUGAUUUCAGGUAUUAGCUCUGCUCUAAGCGUUUGUGCUGUCUAGCGAGGGCAUCUCAGGAAGGUUUAAGAAUGGGAAGUGAGGACGAAGUCUCGAUGGAGGCUGCCGCCGCUGCCCGUAGAGAGCGGAUCAAGGCCCUGAGAUCUGCCCAAGAACUUCUUGAGACACCCGAGGAUGAUAAUGAAAUCCACACUUCCGAAGACCAAGAAGAAUAUGAUAAGAAUGUCCAAAUGAAAUUCCGAAAUUAUCUUCCUCAAGACAAGCAUCUCCAAGGAGGUAAACUUGCUCCUCCAGUACUACCGAAGUUUGAAGACCCUAUAGCAAGCCUACCCGCACCCGAAGAGAAAAAAGAGAAAAAUGAGGACCCUUUCAUGAAUAUUGCCCCCAAAAAACCGAAUUGGGACCUAAGGAGAGAUGUACAGAAGAAGCUUGACAAGCUCGAGAAACGCACUCUCAAGGCUCUACAUCAACUAGGGGUGAUGUUAAUAGCGGCGCUAUAGCGCGCUAUAGCGUUUAGCGGAGCGGCAGACAUGGAAGGCGCUACCAGGAGGGCUGUAGCGUGGUGUUUGGGUGUAGCGGCUAUAGCGUUGGUGCGGAAAGGUUAUCGCGGCCGCUAUAGCGGCGAGUUUUGUGGUAAACAGAGGAAGAAGAGAGGAACAGAAUAGCUGAAGAUGUCAAAAUUGACGGGGACUAAACUUAAGCUGAUCUGUGAUGGAGAACCUAAUCCACUUUUGAUUAUACCUUAUGUGAUGCACUUCUCAACUAGUUAUACUAUUACUUCUGUUGUGAUUAUCAUUAUUCUCUUUGUUGUAAUUACUAUGGUAUUAUUAGGGGUGAACAAAAAACUGAAAUCAAAACCGACCAACAACCAAUUGAAGCCACCAAUUGAAGCCGAACCGAUAAAAAAGAAAUGAAUGA
This is a messenger RNA of Cuscuta europaea, 1052 nucleotides long. The record is from the annotation of a GenBank genome assembly. NCBI's taxonomy places the organism in Eukaryota, Viridiplantae, Streptophyta, Magnoliopsida, Solanales, Convolvulaceae.